Molecule: messenger RNA, 1308 nt
Organism: Tarenaya hassleriana
Lineage: Eukaryota; Viridiplantae; Streptophyta; Magnoliopsida; Brassicales; Cleomaceae
Product: probable indole-3-pyruvate monooxygenase YUCCA7
Exons: 3
Coding region: 1-1308 (435 amino acids)
Molecular function (GO): flavin adenine dinucleotide binding; NADP binding; N,N-dimethylaniline monooxygenase activity
Source: RefSeq, a predicted model, not a curated record
AUGUAUAGUAAUAACAAUAACCAAGAUUGUGUGAACAUUUCGAGCAUGUUUCAGAAUUUCAAUCCCGACAUUUUCUCCCGGCGUUGCGUUUGGGUGAACGGUCCGGUGAUCGUUGGGGCCGGUCCCUCCGGCUUAGGCGUUGCAGCCGGUCUGAAACGACAGGGCGUGCCCUUCAUAAUCCUCGAACGAGCCAACUGCAUUGCCUCUCUCUGGCAAAACAGGACAUAUGAUCGUCUCAAGCUUCAUCUCCCAAAGCAGUUCUGUCAAUUGCCCAACUUUCCCUUCCCUGAAGACUUCCCUGAGUAUCCGACAAAGUAUCAGUUCAUUCAGUACCUUGAGUCCUACGCAACCCAUUUCGACAUUCGCCCAAAGUUCAACGAGACGGUUCAGUCCGCCAAGUACGAUGAGAGGUUCGGGUUGUGGCGGGUAAAGACUGUGUCGGAGACGGGACUUGUCGGUUCUUGCCAGUUCGAGUACAUCUGCAGGUGGCUUGUGGUGGCUACUGGAGAGAACGCGGAGAAAGUGGUGCCUGAGUUCGAGGGUCUGGAAGAUUUCGGCGGUGAAGUCGUUCAUGCUUGUGACUAUAAGUCCGGCGAAAGGUACAGAGGGAAACGAGUUCUUGUCGUCGGAUGUGGAAACUCGGGCAUGGAAGUUUCUCUUGAUCUCUGCAACCACCAUGCAAGCCCAUCGAUGGUUGUUCGUAGCUCGAUUCAUGUGUUGCCGAGAGAAGUUUUGGGGAAAUCAACGUUCGAGUUAGCCAUGAAGAUGAUGAAGUGGAUGCCACUGUGGCUGGUGGACAGGAUUCUUCUGUUUCUUGCGGACAUGAUCCUGGGAAACACCGAGAAAUACGGUCUGAAAAGACCACAGAUCGGACCGAUGGAGCUGAAGAACACUGCAGGGAGAACUCCGGUCCUUGACAUCGGAGCAUUGAAGAAAAUCAGAUCCAAGAAGAUCAAGAUCGUGCCCGGAAUCAAGAAGUUUGGUCCGAGGAUGGUGGAACUCGUCGACGGUCAGAUUCUUGAGAUCGAUUCCGCUGUCCUCGCAACAGGGUACAGAAGCAAUGUACCCAAAUGGCUCACGGAUAACGAUUUCUUCUCGGAGGAUGGGAUCCCGAAGAACCCGUUUCCAAACGGGUGGAAAGGGGAGGCGGGAUUGUAUGCGGUAGGGUUCACGAGAAGAGGGAUCUCAGGCGCGUCGCUCGACGCGAUGAGCGUGGCUCACGACAUUGCCAACAGUUGGAACGAAGAAACUAAGCAGCAGAAGAUAACUGCCGCCGCUCGUCACCGUCGUUGCAUCUCUCACUUCUGA